CACUAGCUUCUCAUAUAAUCUUUCUUCAAUGGCGUUUCAUCCACUCACUAUAGUAUUGCUUCUUGCAUUGGCUCUCUCAGGGAUUCAGCUUUCAACAUGUCAAGUUCUUAAAGGCAAAGUGUCUUGCCUUGACUGCGGUGGCCAUUAUGACUACUCAGAGAUUAAGGUUGGAGUGAAGUGUGACAAAGUAAGAAAGUUGGCCACAACAACCACACAAAGCGAUGGUUCCUUUGAAGUUAAGCUUCCUCCAGGCAGCUCAACGGCAGCAACUCCUCUGAUUUGCCUAGCUAAGCUUCUCGGUGGUCCAAGUCAGCUCUAUGUCUCAAGACAAAACAUGGUGUCCAAGAUUGUUCAAACCCAUGAUUCUAACUCGUACACCAUCUCCACUCCUCUUUCCUUCUCCUCUACAUGUUCUGCAGGAGGUGGAAAAUGUGGAGUCUCCAACGAGUUUGGCUCAUCCAAAACGUUUGACCUGCCUCUGCCAAGGGAAUGGGGCCUUGCACCAUCAAGUUACUAUGUUCCUUUCUUUCCCAUCAUCGGCAUCCCUUGAUUGUUGUUCUAGCUGUUUAGUUCCGUCUUUAAUGUAAUGCACAAGGAAUUAUAGGUGUGCUAUCUAUGGCUACAAGUGUGGAGAUCGAUAAUUUCUGCAGGUGUGCUUUUGUUACUUCUACUGUAGGUGUGCUUUUGUUA
This is a messenger RNA of Populus euphratica (Euphrates poplar), 690 nucleotides long. RefSeq lists its product as uncharacterized. The transcript is spliced from 2 exons. Lineage: Eukaryota; Viridiplantae; Streptophyta; Magnoliopsida; Malpighiales; Salicaceae. The record is from RefSeq and is a predicted model, not a curated record. Bases 29 to 550 code for a protein of 173 amino acids.